Adineta steineri is the source of this 4545-nucleotide messenger RNA. The record is from the annotation of a GenBank genome assembly. NCBI's taxonomy places the organism in Eukaryota, Metazoa, Rotifera, Eurotatoria, Adinetida, Adinetidae.
AUGGAUAAUGAUGAUAUUGAAAAAUAUAUUCAACAUAUAAUCGAUACAAAAGAAACAAGUUUAAAUUUAAGUAAUCGUUCUUUACGUGCUGUACCAUUUUCUGUUAGUUUGUGUACACAUCUUCAAAAUCUCUAUUUAAAUAAUAAUGAACUUAUUAUUCCACCUAGUGAACAAUUAGCAUUAUUAAAUAAUUUAGAAACACUUUCAUUAGAACAGAAUCAAUUAACAAUUUUACCAGAUACAUUAUGGCAUAUAAUAUCUUUAAUACGUUUAAAUCUUAGUCAUAAUCCACUUGGUCAAAUAUCAUCUGAUUUAGGUCAAUUGAAAAAUCUACAUGAAUUAUGGUUAACAAAUAUAAAUUUGUAUGAUAUACCAUUGAAUAUAUUUGUUAAUUUAAAUCUAUUAGAAAAAUUAUCAUUAAAAUCAAAUCAUUUACGACGAUUACCGAGUGAUAUAGGUCAUUUAUUAGAAUUACGUUGGUUAUGUAUUGAAGAUAAUGAGUUAAAUGAUUUACCAGAUUGUCUACAAGAUUGUGUAAAUUUAUCAUAUUUAAAUUUAAAUGGAAAUCAUAUCGUUCAUAUACCAUCUGUUAUUGGAAAAAUUUCAUCAUUAAAUAUUAUUUGUCUACAACGAAAUGCUAUUGCAGAAGUUAAUGAUGAUACGUUAAUGAUGUUUUCAAAUAUGACGAAAGUAGAUUUAAGAGAAAAUCCAUUAGUUGAUAAACCAAAACAUUGGAAAGGUUUAGAAUUUAUCAAAGUUGGACGUUGUAUUGAUGUAACUUCAUACAAUGAAGAGAAUGAUAUUGCUGAUAAUAACUCAGAAUCAGAUGAUUCUAGUCAAGAUGACAAUCAAAUUCGUAAUGAACUCGAAGAUGAACAAAUAAAAACGAAAAACUUAACUGAAGAACUUGAUCAAUAUAAAAUCAAAGAAGCAAAACUUCAACAAGAACUUAAUACAACUCGUGAAUCAUCUGAAUGUUUAACAUUACAAAAUGAUUCAUUAAAAGAAUCAUGUAAAAAUUUACAAGAUGAAUUAUUGAAUGUUAAACAAGAUUUACUGAAUAAACUAAAUGUGUUACAAAAUACUAUUGAAAAUCUUCAAAAUGAAAAACAAUCAUAUGAACAAGAAAAUAUUGAAUUAAAACAAUCGAUCAAUAAAGAACAAGUCGAAGAUGAACUUGCUCAAUUAUCAAAAGAAAAUGAAGAACAACGACAUGAAAUUAUUAAUCUUCGAGAAAAUCUACAGACAUAUGAACAAUUAAAAGAUCAACUAGCUGAAGAAAGACGACAAAUUGUUAGUCUUGAAGAAAAUGUUCGUUCUACUGAAGAACAGUUACAUGAACAACAACAAGAAGUUCUUAAACUCAAAGAAAGUCUUCUUUCUUUUGAUCAAUUGAAGGAACAAUUAUUAGAACGAGAGGAACAAACUGUUAACUUAGAGAAAAGUCUACGGUCUUCCGAAGAUCAACUAGCAGAACAACAACAAAAAAUCACUACUCUUGAAGACAAUAUUCGUUCAUCGGAACAAUCUACAGGUCAACAAGCAGAACAGCAACAAAUGAUAUCUACUCUCGAAGAAACCAUUCGUUCCUCUAAGGAUCAGAUCGAUGAACAACAACGAGUGAUUGCUAGUCUUGAAGGUCAACUAGCAGAGCAACAUCAAAAAAUAACUGAUCUCGAAGAGGAUAUUCAAAAUAUUCGUUCAUCUGAACACUCUAAAGAUCAACUUGAUGAACAACAACGAGUGAUUACCAGUCUUGAAGAUAAACUUCGUUCGUCUGAAAAUCAACUAGUAGAACAACAACAAAAGAUAUCAACUCUCGAAGAAAAUAUUCGUUCAUCUCAAGAUCAGUUAGCAGAACAACAGCAAAAGAUUUCUAUUCUUGAAGAGAGUCUUCAAUCUUCUGAACAGUUAAAAGAACAACUAGCAGAAGCACGUGUUAAAAUCAAUGAUUUAAAAAAUAUAAUCAAUGAAGAUAGAAAUAAAUUGGAACAACUUGAAUCUUCAUAUAACGAACUUCAACAAAAAUAUCUUGUGUUUGAGCAAAUCAAAUCUGAAUAUGAUUUAUUACAAGACAAAUUCAAUACAUUAGAUAUUCAAUUAAAAGAACAACAAGAAAUAAACGAUAAAUUAAAACUCGAACGUGAAGAAAACAUUCGUUUAUUUGAAUCAGAAAUUGAACAACAAAAACAAUUACUCAAUGAUAAAAAUCAAAGUCAAGAUGAACGUUGUUUAUCAUUAUCAAAACAAAUACAACAAUUAACUGAUUUACUUGAUACAAAAAUAAACGAAAAUAAAGAUUUAAAUGAUAUAAAACUUCAAUUAGAAAAUGAUCUGAAAGAUGAUAAACAAAUGCUUUUCGAAACAACUAAACAAGCAGAUGAUCUUGAUCGACAAUUACAAAAAACAAAUAAUCAAUAUGAAGAUUUAAAAUCCAAAUUUGAAAAACAACAAUCAGAAUAUAUACAGAUUAAUGAUAAUUUAAGACAAGAAUUACAAAAUAAUAAAUUAAAUUUCGAUCAAAUAAUGAAAACAAAUAACGAUAAAAUUCAAAUUGAAAAGCAAUUGCAACAAACAAUUACAACUCUUCAAGAAGAAUUAGAAACAACUAAAAUUAAUGUUCAAAACUAUCAAUCGAAAUAUGCUGAAGAAAAACAAUUAUCUGUUGAAAAUGAUCAAAAUCAAAUAAUUAAUCUUCAACAAGAAAAUGAAAAGCUAAAUAAUACUAUUAAUGAAUUAAAUGAAAAAAUCUCAAAACAAACAAUUGAAACCGAUGAUCUCAAAGAAAAACAACAAAAACUAAAACUUUUAUUAGCACGUCUGAAAAAAGAAUUAAAUGAAAAAAAUCAACAACCAAAACAAAGUUUAAUCGAUCUUGAAUUAGCUGAUUAUGAAAAAACAAUAAAAACAUUGAAAGAUGAUUUAACAAAUAAAGAUAAAGAAAUUCAAAUAUUAAAUGAUGAUUUAAAAAAUACUAAUGAAAAAAUUGCUUCUUUUCAACAAGAAAUUGAAAAUUUCGAACAACAAAAACAACAAAAUGAUGAACGUACAAAUAAAUUACAAAUCUUAUUUGAUACAACUAAAAAUGAAUUAGAAAAUGCAAAACUUCUUGAACAAGAAAGAUAUCAAAAUGAUGAUAAUGUACGAAUAUUAAUUGAUAAAUUACAAAUUGAUUUAGAUAAUCAUAAAGUUAUUGUUAGUCAAUUACAUUCGGAAAAACAACAAUUAAUUGAACGGUUAAAUAGUCAAAAUGAAACAACUCAACGAACUAUUAAUCUACUUGAACAAAAUCUACGUAUUGCAACACAUGAUUUAGAUAUUUCCAAACAGGAUUAUGAUACUCUUCAAGAUGAUUUCAAUAAUUACAAAAUUCGAGCACAGAGUGUACUCAAACAACAGCAAUCUGUUCAACCUGCACGUGCUUCAUCAUCAUCAGCCGAUAAACAAACUGAAUUAGAAGAAAAAAUUGAAAAAUUAAAAGCUACUCUUCAAGAAGCACAUGAUAAAAUACAUUUAUUAAGAUCUGAAAAUGAAGCAUUACAUAAAGAACAAGAUCGUUUAACUGAAAUGCAAACAAAAUUAGUAAAUGAUUCAAGAAAACGUGAACAAGAUCUUCGAAAACAACAUGAAACAGAACUUGAUAAAAUGGAAAAAGAAUGUUUGAAACGAACGAAUGAUAGUCAUGAUAUGAUGAAAGAUGUCACAAUUCAAAAUGAAACACUGUCUUCAACAUUUAAAGAACAAAUAAGUGCAAUAGAAGCUGAUCAUGAACGUUCAAUAGCAAUUCUACAAAAUCAAUUACAAUCAUCAAGACAAGAAAUAGAACAAUUAAAAAAUCGUAUUGAUGUAUUACGACAAAAUAGUAAUGAAAAUGAAAAAGAUAUACCUCAAGCUGCAGUUAUUAAUGAAUUCAGUAAAGAUGACUUACCAUGGACUAAUGUAGAACGUCAACAAGGAGAGGGAUCUGAAUCAGCAAGUACUGAUAAUCAAUCGACAGAUGUAGCUGUUAAAACUUUAGAAAAUGUUUUAUUUGGUAAUAAUACAAAUGCUCGAUCUUCACCAUCGAAUAUAGAUAAACCUCGUCAUGUACUUUUCGAAGAUGCGGAACUCGAACGACAACGUAUUGAAGAAGAAUUAAGUAAAACAAGAUAUCGUUUACUUAAUACAACUGAACUUCUUAAUGAAUCCGAAUUAAAUAAUGUACGUUUAAGUGAACAAGUUGCCUUACUUAAAGAAGAAAUACGACGUAUGGAACGAAAUAUCGAUCGUACUGAAUCAAUAUCAAAUUUAGAAUAUCUUAAAAAUAUAAUUUUAAAAUUUUUUAUAUUAAAAUCAACCUUUGAACGUUUACAAUUAAUACCCGUUCUUGUAACAAUGCUUAAAUUAAGUCCUGAUGAGCAAGCUAAACUUGUUCGUGUUGCACAACAGACAUCAUCAAUUGAUGAUUCAUCAUUGAAUCCAAAUGAACCUAAUACACAACAAGUUACAAAUAAUAAUUCAAAUCCUUCUUCUUCUGCGUGGAGUUCUUAUUUAAAUAUUUGGUGA